CAUUCUCAUAAGAAAACAUAAACUUCAAUUUUUUUUUAUUACUUUCAAAACUCACCUCUAAGCUCUAAGAAACAAUAACACAAACAGAUUCAAGGCAUGUUCGCUAAGAAGCUUACUACGGUAAACCCCUUCGCAAAGAAGCGUUCGCAGCACGUCGUCGUUUCAUCGACGUCAAACGCGAAUACGAAGAAGCUAUGGAGGCUUCCGCAUGUUUUCGCCAGAAUGCUCGAGCUUCCUUUUCCUUCCGACGCCGACGUUUCGAUCGAAGAAACAACGCAGUUUUUCCGAUUCGUUGCUUCAUGCAACCAGACGAAUAUUUUUAAUUCCGGUGGUGUGCGUGCUCACGCAAUCGAGAUUCUUCCGGGGAUAACUAAAAUCGUGGUUAAGAGAUUCGAUGGUGGUGAUGUAGUGGUGGCAGGUCAGAAGGAGAGAGGGUCUUCUUUUAGUGUUGAUCUAUGGCGGUUUCGGCUUCCGCCUUGCACGCAGCCGGAGAGAGUUACCGCCGUUUGCACCGGUGGGAAGCUGGUAGUGACGGUUCCGAAAAUCAAAGGAUAGAAUGAGUACACGAGAGGCAUGCGCUUUACGCUAUAGUAUGUAUAUAUUCCAGUUUAGAGGCUAAAUUCAUCACAGGACUCACAUAGUCACACAUAUGAAUUUAUAACAUGUAUGUGUGUAUAUGUAUUUGGCCUCUUUUUUCAUUCUAAAUAAAACAAAGAUUUCAUGCCAUAUAAACUUA
This is a messenger RNA of Lathyrus oleraceus (garden pea), 736 nucleotides long. RefSeq lists its product as uncharacterized. The coding region runs from base 97 to 555 and encodes 152 amino acids. The transcript has a single exon. NCBI's taxonomy places the organism in Eukaryota, Viridiplantae, Streptophyta, Magnoliopsida, Fabales, Fabaceae. The record is from RefSeq and is a predicted model, not a curated record.